UCGCACCACCCACCAUGCUCGACAUUGUCAUGUUCCGCGAGGACCAGGGCGGUGAGCCCGAGAAGAUCCGUGAGUCGCAGCGUCGCCGUAACAAGUCGGUUGAGAUUGUUGAUGAGGUCAUCGCUCGUGAUACCGAGUGGCGCGCCCUCCGCGGGAAGAUCGACGACAUGCGCCGCGAGGCUGGUGUCAUCCAGGGUGCGAUCACCACCAAGCGCAAGGCUAAGGAGUCUGCGGAUGAGGAGAUCGCACAGCGCAAGGCGCUGAUGAUCGAGGUGGGCAAGAAGGAGGCCGAGCUGGCCGAGCUUGCCCUCGCGCGUGACUCUGUCCUCAAGACCAUCGGUAACAUUGUGCACGAUUCCGUGCCUGUGGCCUCCGAUGAGGUCCACAACGAGGUUGUCAAGACGUGGGGCAAGUUUGAGGCGCCCGAGGGCGUGACCCUCCUCAAGCACCACCACGAGCUGCUCCGCAUGAUCGGCGGGUACGACCCGGAGCGCGGCGCCAAGGUUGUGGGCCACCGCGGGUACUUUUACACCGGCCCCGCGGUCCUCCUUAACCAGGCCAUCAUCAACUACGGUAUCGCCUUUGCCGGCGCCCGCGGGUACAUGCCGCUGCAGACCCCGUUCAUGAUGCUCAAGUCGCAGAUGUCCAAGACUGCCCAGCUCGAGGACUUUGACGAGGCGCUGUACAAGGUUGUCGGCGACGCUGAUGAGGGCUCUGCCAACGAGAAGUACCUCAUCGCCACUUCGGAGCAGCCCAUCUCCGCCUACCACUCGGACGAGUGGAUCAAGGAGGCCGACCUUCCCAUCAAGUACGCCGGCUACUCGACGUGCUUCCGCAAGGAGGCCGGCGCCCAUGGCAAGGACGCCUGGGGUGUCUUCCGCGUCCACCAGUUCGAGAAGGUCGAGCAGUUUGUCCUCACCACCCCCGACGAGUCGUGGGAGAUGCUCGAGGAGAUGCUCGCCACCUCGGAGGACUUUUACCAGUCGCUCGGCCUCCCGUACCAGGUCGUCACCAUCGUCUCGGGUGAGCUCAACAACGCCGCCGCCAAGAAGUACGACCUCGAGGCCUGGUUCCCCACCCUCGGAACCUUCCGCGAGCUCGUCUCGUGCUCCAACUGCACCGACUACCAGUCGCGCGACCUCGAGGUCCGCUGCGGCGUCAAGAAGCAGGGCGCUCGCAACAAGAAGUACGUCCACAUGCUCAACUCGACCCUCACCGCCACGUCGCGCACCCUCUGCUGCAUCCUCGAGAACUACCAGACCAACGACGGUGUUCGCGUCCCCGAGGUCCUGCAGCCGUUCCUCGGUGGCAUGGACUUUAUCCCCUUCAUCAUGCCCAUGCCCAAGCGCCCCAAGGCCAAGAAGAACAAGAAGCAGAAGAAGUAACUAGCCUUGCCACGCUGCCAUUCGGCUCUGGCUUACCGUGUAGUAAACCGCUGUCCCGCUGCCC
Thecamonas trahens ATCC 50062 is the source of this 1449-nucleotide messenger RNA. Its product is annotated as seryl-tRNA synthetase. The coding region runs from base 15 to 1385 and encodes 456 amino acids. The transcript has 3 exons. Gene Ontology annotation, molecular function: ATP binding; tRNA binding; serine-tRNA ligase activity. Gene Ontology annotation, biological process: seryl-tRNA aminoacylation. Lineage: Eukaryota; Apusomonadida; Apusomonadidae. The record is from RefSeq and is a predicted model, not a curated record. Gene Ontology annotation, cellular component: cytosol.